UGUCUCACGGAGCUAAGGGUGUUGAGUGGAGCGGAAAGCGGGAUGUGUCUCCUAUUGGGGGCCACGGGGGUGGGGAAGACGAUGUUGGUGAAACGCCUGCAGAAGCUGAGCUCCCGGGAUGGGAAGGACGACCUGGGCGAUCCGCCCCUGACGCGGCCCACGGUGGGUACCAACUUAACGGACAUUGUGGCUCAAAAAAAGAUCACCAUCCGGGAGCUGGGGGGCUGCAUGGGCCCCAUCUGGUCCAGUUACUAUGGAAACUGUCAUUCUCUCCUGUUCAUGGUGGAUGCCUCUAACCCCACCCAGCUCUCGGCAUCGUGUGUGCAGCUCCUGGGUCUCCUAUCGGCAGAAGAACUUGCAGAAGCAUCAGUUCUGAUUCUCUUCAAUAAAAUUGACCUGCCCUGUUACAUGACCAUAGAAGAGAUGAAGUCAUUAAUCAGGCUCCCGGACCUCAUUGCUUGUGCCAAGCAGAGCAUCACCACCGUAGAAAUUAGUGCCCGGAAAGGCACUGGUUUGUCAGAUGUGCUGCGCUGGCUCCAGGACACCCACAGAACCAAUGGUUGACUGCAGGAUGGAGAAGCAUGGCCGGCCUGCUCUGCAGCAAGAAGGCAGAGGUGGCACUGCUUGGCCAUUGGCCGUCUGUUGCUUUUUAUAAAAGCAGGCUAAGCCCUGGAAGACGGGGUUCUGUGCUGGGUUGCAGUGAUGGAUAAACAAGUCACCCAGGUUACAAAAACUUCUGAUAUCUGCUCUCUGGCUCCAGGGUUGGGAGAGGAGGAGAGGCCUGCCAGGUGGCUUGUGUCCUGUACCAUUCUGGGAUGGCUUUAGGGGAAUUGUUCCCCUCUCCCCAGGAGAUCUGCUCUCCCAACUGUAAUACAAGCUCUAACCUGUAAAUUUUCUGGUACCCUAAUGGUGGGAUACCUCACAGACAAUGCCAGCUACAUGAGUCAGUGUGGUAGGAAAAACCAGGCUUUGGGUUAGAAACAGUAAACAUUUACUACCCAGAGGUGCCUCAGUGGUCAGGGGCCCCACAGGUAGGCCAGGGUAGAGAGGGGCUCUGAUGGGGUAUGGGAGGUGCUGGUGAGCUCUUGGCCAGACCCUCAGGCCACAGUUCCCCCAUGGCCUGCUGUGUUCUCUCAGCUAAGAGAGCUUGUAGAAACACCUACAUCUAUUGCUUGGUGCAUCUGUAUCCUAGGGCCCCUGUAAUGAAUCACUAUAAACGAUGGCUUGCAGCAACAUAAACCUAACAGUCAUAGGACUGGAAGCCAGAAGUCUGAAAUUGAGGUAUCAGCAGGGGUGAGCAUUUUGGAGACUCCAAGGGAGAAUCCAUUCCUUGCUGUGGUUGCUGUGUGGUGUCCUUGGCUUGUGGCUUGCAGGACUUGAAUCCCUGACCCUGUCUUUUUUUGUCUUUUAUUAUUUAUUUUUUUGGUUGCGCUGGGUCUUUGUUGCUGCGUGAGGGCUUUCUCU
Messenger RNA from Odocoileus virginianus texanus, 1464 nucleotides. It is a transcript of the gene ARL16, whose product is annotated as ARF like GTPase 16. NCBI's taxonomy places the organism in Eukaryota, Metazoa, Chordata, Mammalia, Artiodactyla, Cervidae. The record is from RefSeq and is a predicted model, not a curated record. Gene Ontology annotation, molecular function: GTPase activity; GTP binding.